This is a messenger RNA of Pyrus x bretschneideri (Chinese white pear), 699 nucleotides long. RefSeq lists its product as uncharacterized. The transcript has 4 exons. The coding region runs from base 1 to 699 and encodes 232 amino acids. NCBI's taxonomy places the organism in Eukaryota, Viridiplantae, Streptophyta, Magnoliopsida, Rosales, Rosaceae. The record is from RefSeq and is a predicted model, not a curated record.
AUGAAUUUGUUGUUUAGUGAUGUGCCUUCACCUUUUGAGCCGCGAAAGGAGCUUCACUUGGCUGUCUCCUGCAGCGUUGCGUCUCAAGGGAAUGGAAGGCACCAACCUCCUCGGAGACGAUCAGAAAGGGGGAGCAACAAGGAUGGAAGUAAGAAGCGGGGAUCCAGAAAAUCGAAUGCAUCGAGCCAGGAAGAGAUCAUUACUCUGCUCAGACGGAUACAAACUUCGAUCUCAAAAGAAGAGGCUGUGGAGGAUGAGAAGAUUAGCUCCGAUGACUGUGAAGAUAGGCCGCAUUCUGAUUCGAUUCUUCGGGCUCUUCACGGUUUAAGGAAUCCAAAAGGUAAUGUAGAUGAUAUGAACAUCUUGUUUGAUUCCUUCGUGCGCAACUUUUUUGAUGGCAGUGUGCCAACCUCCUUGCAUCCAUGUUCGGAGUUCCGUCCUCAUAGAUUAGAGCAGGCAGAAGGUUUUUACAAGGAGAACCGCCGUCAAAAUUUUGUGAAACGGUCCCCAUUUCCACCUCAAUCAAUCCCAAGGUCGAAGUUUCUUGAGCUGGAUAACAGAGCAACACCUUCAGCGACCAGAAGGUCCGGAACCGAGGAAUUAGAUUUGGUAAGAGAGGAAGAAAUGAAACUCCCCGAGCUGAAAGAACUCGCGAAGUCGAGAGGAAUUAAAGGUUACUCAAAACUCAGUCGUAGAUAG